Messenger RNA from Varanus komodoensis (Komodo dragon), 2100 nucleotides. RefSeq names its product DNA polymerase alpha 2, accessory subunit (gene POLA2). The record is from RefSeq and is a predicted model, not a curated record. The transcript is spliced from 18 exons. Lineage: Eukaryota; Metazoa; Chordata; Lepidosauria; Squamata; Varanidae. Gene Ontology annotation, cellular component: alpha DNA polymerase:primase complex. Gene Ontology annotation, biological process: DNA replication initiation; DNA replication. Gene Ontology annotation, molecular function: DNA binding. Bases 40 to 1845 code for a protein of 601 amino acids.
CCUCCUCCGCCUGGCAGUGGCGGGAAAAGCGAGGCGGCGAUGGGGUCGCCGGUUUUGGAGGCCGUGCUGGCCGAAUUCAAGGUCUUCGGGCUAAGCUUCGCCAAGGAGGAAGACGAGGAUGCCAUCGCCGACAAACUGCUCGAAAUGUGUACCAUGCACCGGGUAACAGGGUCGGACCUUGGGUUGGAGCUCGUGGCUUUUGCAGCACAAAAACGAACCGUCCACCUUACGGCCGAGUCUCUGCACAUCUUUGAACAUGAAGUGCUCAAUAAAAGAGGGUCAAAACCUCCACCGAAGAAGGAGAACCGGCAAUCCGGCAUCCGGGACGUGAUUCCCCCGCAAGAACUUCUUGACCUUGGUGAGGAGGAUGAGGACCUUCUGAAUGACUACAUGUCGCCCUCCAGAGGCUCGCAGAAGCGGGCGAUAACCACUCCAGAAAACCCGCACUCCAAGAGGACGCUCUCCCACCGCAGCCCCCGCUUGGCUUUCUCCCCAAGCAGCUUCUCCCCCAGUGCUACCCCAUCGCAGAAGUACAGCUCCCGGAGCAACCGUGGGGAGGUCGUUUCCUCCUUUGGCUCGGUGCAGGGGACCUCCUGGGGUGGAAAAGGUGGUGCAGCGACCUCCGUGAAAUUGUUCGGCUCCUCCACAGAUGCCCUCACGAAGCCGUACAAAUUUAUGUUCCACGAUCUGCAGGAGAUCCGGGAAGUGCUAUCUUGUAAGAUUGAACAACUGGGAGAAGCCCUCAAGGAACACUACAAAAUAGAAGAAUUUUCCUCCUUGAUCAUCCCUGUGCAGGAGCCGGUGACAGUCCUGGGCCAGAUUGGCUGCGAUUCCAACGGGAAGCUGAAUGCCAAAUCGGUCGUCUUAGAAGGGGACCUGGAACAUUCCUCGGGAGGCCUGAUUCCUGUGGAUCUCUCAGAGCUGCCGGAGUACUCCCUCUUCCCUGGACAGGUGGUGGUGAUAGAAGGCAUGAACAGCACCGGCGAGCGGUUGGUGGCCUCCAAACUGUUUGAGGGGGUGCCACUCCCUUUCCAUCAACCGGCCGAGCAAGCAGGAGAUUUCGAGCCCCAGGUGGUCUUGGUCGCUUGUGGCCCGUAUACCACUUCAGACAGCUUCACGUACGACCCCAUGUUGGAUCUGAUCGAUACCAUCAAUAAAGACAAGCCGGAUGUUUGCAUUUUGCUCGGUCCCUUCCUUGAUGCCAAGCAUAAACAAGUCGAGGGCUGCCAGCUCACCUCCUCCUUUGAAGACGUCUUCAAGAUGUGCAUGAAGACGAUCAUCGAAGGGACGAGGAGCUCCGGCUCCUACCUGGUUGUCAUCCCGUCCCUGAGAGACGCCCACCACCUCUGCAUUUACCCCCAGCCACCUUUUGGCUGCUACGAGCUGUCGAAAGAAGACAAGCAGAGGGUGCUGUUUGUGUCGGACCCCUGCAGCUUGGACAUCAACGGGGUGGUUUUCGGCUUGACCUCUGCAGACCUGCUCUUCCACAUGGGUGCCGAAGAAAUCAGCAGUUCUUCCAGCGUCUUAGACCGCUUUUCCCGAAUUCUCAAGCACAUCUUGACCCAGAGGAGCUACUACCCGUUGUACCCUCCUGCAGAAGAGAUGAACAUUGAUUUUGAACAUUUCUACCAGUACACGCUACUCCCGGUCACGCCGGAUAUCUUGAUCACGCCGUCGGACCUGAAAUAUUUCAUCAAGGACGUCCUUGGCUGUGUUUGUAUCAACCCCGGCCGGCUAACCAAAGGCCAGGUAGGAGGCACCUACGGCCGUCUCUGCGUCCAGCGGAAGGUUUCCGACGGUGAGCGGAAAAGCCCCUGCGUCACUGCUGAGGUGGUCAAGAUCUGAGCUGGAGCCCAGCCCCGGGCCGAAUCACACCCUGGGGCUGGAGUGGGGAGGAAUCCGCCCCAGUCUUUCCGGCUGCGGCUGUUUGGCAUCUCGCCGUCCUCCUGGGCAGUCAGGACUGCUGGACACGCUUCUCCAAACAUCUCUUGCAAUUUGGGUGUGGGAGAAAUGCAUUUGCCGGUGUUAACGUUCUCAUGGCAGCACACUUUGGUAAAUAAAAAACCCCUUUGCUGCAUCUUCAUUCUUCUCUUAAUCAUU